This is a messenger RNA of Doryrhamphus excisus (bluestripe pipefish), 2098 nucleotides long. NCBI's taxonomy places the organism in Eukaryota, Metazoa, Chordata, Actinopteri, Syngnathiformes, Syngnathidae. The record is from RefSeq and is a predicted model, not a curated record.
CAGAAGACUCUGCGAUGCCAAAGUCACCGUGGAUAGUCCUCAUAUGGCUGGGCGGGACGCUUAUAUCUGGAAAAAGCUCCUCACAUGAAGUGGAUGCAGAGUUAGAAACGACAGGAAAUCAGUUUGGUGUUUCAGCAACUGUAUCAACAGAUGGUGAGGAAAAUGGCGAUGAUAUUAUCCAAAUGCAAUCAGAGCAGCUCCAGGAUCUCAAAUCUCUGCUGACGGCAGAUAGAAAAAAGAGAGGAGCUUCAUUGUGGAAGAGGAAACUUGCAACCAAACAUGAAGACUCAUUUGCAUAUAGAAUAGCAGGUAUAGGGCGACCCCUGGCGGGAUGGAGGAUGACCAAAAAGGGAGAAGACGCGAGCAGCACUUUAAUGGCUGUAUUGAAGGAACUUCAUGCUGAGAAGAGGGAGCUGAUGGAUCAAAAGGGGAAAGCCCAGCAGCAGGAGGAGGAGGAAGAAGAAGAAGAUGAUGACGACGAUGAUGACGAUGACGAUGAUGAUGACGACGAUGAGGAAGAAGAAGAGGAGGAAGAGGAAGAGGAAGAAGAGGAAGAAGAAGAAGAAGAAGAGGCGGAGGAGGCGGAGGAGGCAACUCCAGUUCCCAGCAAUGAGACCGAAACCGAGAGCAGCAGUCCCCUGGCUCUGUGUCGUACCGACAACAAUGAAGUUAGCUGCAGGGAUGUCGGCAUGACUCACCUGCCAAUCAUUCACAACCUGGAGGCCACCAAGCUGGACUUCUCAGGGAACAACAUCCAAAGAAUUCCAGCUGAAGUCUUCUCUAACCUACCAAAUCUGGAAACACUGGAUCUUAGCAAAAACCAACUGACCGAUGAUUCAUUCAGCCAAAAGCCACUUUACAACUUGACCUCUCUGAAGAAGCUCAACUUAGACUUCAACCGGCUCACAAUGAUACCGCCGCUGCCGCAGUCUCUUGAGCAACUGAGCGUGAACAACAACAAGCUCACCGCCCUCCCCCCUCAUUGUUGGACCGGUUUGACGAACCUGUUGAGCCUGGAGCUGGAAGAAAACGGUCUUCACGAGGGCGGGGUAUCACGCCAGGCUUUCAAAGCGCUCGAGCGGCUUCUCCACCUCAAGCUGGAGAACAACCGCUUCCGUUCGUUCCCCAAAGGCCUUCCCGUCUCUCUGCAGACAUUAAAAAUGAACGGGAACUUGAUCGAGGGCGUGACAAGCCAGGCAAUGAGGGGCUUCGCUCAUCUGAGAGUCUUGGACCUGAGUCACAAUCUGCUUCACAAUGAAGGCCUUGACCAACGUGCCUGGACCAAACUCAGACGCCUUGAAUCCUUGGACCUGUCUUCCAAUUACCUGACAUCCGUGCCCCUGAAUCUGCCUCACCCUCUCCAAAAACUGAACCUCCAACACAACAACAUAAGCCACAUCCCGCCCCUCACCUUCCGCCACAUGCAUCCCGGCCUACAGUCGCUUUAUCUGUCCCACAACACGUUAAGCAACGAGGGAAUUGAACGGGGCUCUUUUGUUGGAAUGUACCGAUCGCUUGUGGAGCUCCUGAUGGACAACAAUAUUCUGGAAGAGGUGCCUCGCUGGGUACGGCAGUUUAAGAAGCUGCGGGUGCUGAGACUAGAUAACAAUCAUAUCAGGCGGGUGCAGCAGUGGGGAGUGUGUCACCCACUCAAUUCCGGCUCCACAUUGGCUUCCAUUCACUUGGAAAAUAAUCUGCUUGUGGUGGAGAAGAUUCCUCCGAAUGCCUUCACUUGUGUCACGGAUUCACAGGGACUAGUCCUUUAUCCUCAGCAGGGGGAUUCUCUCAACAACUACACUUCAACCUGAACUUGGUAGGAACUGAAGGUGGUCAAUGGGUUACUGCGUUCGGAGUUAUGUACUAAAUUAAUUAAAAACGUAAUGAUUAGUAUCAUUAGUAAGAAUUCAUUUGAAUUCUUAUCCGCCAUUAUUUAAAUCACCACACAAAGGUUGAAAUUAACUAUUGUAUUUGUACUUUUUAAUGUGUAAUAAAGUAUAUAUUUAUAUGUGUAAUGUAGAGCAAUUAAAUCUGUUAUAAUUAACUGCAUUCUUUCCAAUUAGUAUGAAUAAAAUACAGGUCUUGUUAUGACACAAUUCAG